CAAGCAUAAAAAUAAAUAUCCUCAAGUCACAAGCUAGACGCGCUUCUUCUCCAAAGCUCAAUACAAAUUUACCUUUUUUUUUCAUAAUAUCUAACAAAACUAUAAUGGUCAAGCCUAUUUCUAUUGUCUGCCUCCCCGGUGAUGGUGUCGGUCCUGAAGUUGUCGGUGAAGCCGUCAAGGUGCUCAAGGCUAUUGCUACUCACAGAUCUGCAGCCCUUGGUGUCGAUUUUAAGUUCUCUGAGGAACUAAUUGGCCUUGCUGCUCUUGAGAAGACUGGUGAACCUCUUCCCGACUCUGCCCUUGAAGCCUGUAGAGCUGCAGAUGCUAUCUUGCUGGGUGCUGUAGGUGGUCUCCCAGGUGCUCACAUUGGCAGUGGCCCUCGUCCUGAGCAGGGUUUACUCAAAUUGCGCAAAUCGCUUGACUUGUAUGCCAACCUUCGUCCUGUCACAUUCGCCUCUGAAUCUCUCACCAGUCUUUCACCCCUCAAGGAUCACGUUGUCAAAGGAACCGAGUUUGUGUUUGUUAGAGAGUUGGUUGGUGGUAUUUACUUUGGCGAUCGCAAGGAAGCUGGAGAAGAUGGCAAAGCUUAUGAUACUCUUCCCUAUUCUGCCGAGGAAAUUGAGCGUGUGACACGCCUUGCUGCUCUGUUGGCAUUGAAGCAGAACCCUAUUGGCAAAAUUCACUCUAUUGACAAGGCCAACGUAUUGGCAACCUCUCGUUUGUGGCGUAAGACUGUCACCCGAGUUUUGGAGACAGAGUUCCCUCAAAUUCAAUUUGAGCAUCAUCUUGUUGACUCAGCUGCAAUGGCAAUGGUACAAAACCCCAAACGUCUUAACGGUGUUGUCUUGACCGAAAACAUGUUUGGCGAUAUCCUGUCCGACGAGGCUUCUGUCAUCGUUGGUUCCCUUGGUUUGUUGCCCUCGGCUUCGUUGAAUGGUCUCCCCGAUGGUAAGCAAAAGUGUGUUGGUCUGUACGAACCUAUCCACGGAUCUGCUCCCGAUAUUGCUGGCCAGAACAUUGCCAACCCUAUCGCUACCAUCCUCAGUGUCGCUCUCUUGCUGCGUUAUUCUCUUGGUUACGAAAAGGAAGCUGUUGCAGUUGAGAAGGCUGUCCGUGAUGUUCUUGACGGUGGUUUGCGCACUCGUGAUUUGGGUGGCAACCAGUCUACAACCGAAGUCGGUGACAAGAUUGUUCAGGCUCUUAUUCCUAUCCUCAAGACACUUUAAAUAGCCAACUGUCAAAAAAGAGGAGUAUUUCUUUUAUGUGUAUAUAUAAAUGUGUGUUUUAAAUAAAAUCAAGAGAAAUAAAAAAAAGAAACAAUAAUCAACAAAAAAAACUA
Molecule: messenger RNA, 1339 nt
Organism: Phycomyces blakesleeanus NRRL 1555(-)
Lineage: Eukaryota; Fungi; Mucoromycota; Mucoromycetes; Mucorales; Phycomycetaceae
Gene: leuC
Product: beta-isopropylmalate dehydrogenase
Exons: 3
Coding region: 105-1226 (373 amino acids)
Biological process (GO): L-leucine biosynthetic process
Cellular component (GO): cytosol
Molecular function (GO): NAD binding; magnesium ion binding; 3-isopropylmalate dehydrogenase activity
Source: RefSeq, a predicted model, not a curated record